Oryza sativa Japonica Group (Japanese rice) is the source of this 1355-nucleotide messenger RNA. Its product is annotated as carboxylesterase 15. The record is from RefSeq and is a predicted model, not a curated record. Lineage: Eukaryota; Viridiplantae; Streptophyta; Magnoliopsida; Poales; Poaceae. Gene Ontology annotation, molecular function: hydrolase activity.
CGGAAAGCUCAUUCCCAGCUGUAGUGGAGCCGAGGAGUCGAUUACAGCAUGAGUCAAACUGAGCUGCCUGAGUCCACUUCGCCAAGCGAGAGCUCGCCGGCCAUGGCGUCCACCACGCCGGCGCCGUACGUCGUCGAGGACUGCGGCCCUAACCUCCAGCUCUUCAGCGACGGCACGGUGAUCCGCUUCGAGGACUACAACAUCCUCCCUCCGCCGGUCUUGCCUCCCGCGCUGUCCACCGUCCAGUGGAAGGACGUCGUCUACGACGCCGGCCGCGGCCUCAAGCUGCGGGUGUACAGGCCACCGGCGGCUACCGUCGCCGGCGAGAAGCUCCCGGUGCUCGUCUACUUCCACGGCGGCGGGUACUUCAUCGGCAGCUUCGAGAUGGAUAACUUCCACGCGUGCUGCCUCCGCCUCGCCCACGAGCUUCCCGCCGUCGUCCUCUCCGCCGACUACCGCCUCGCCCCCGAGCACCGCCUCCCCGCCGCCCACGACGACGCGGCGACCGCCAUGUCCUGGGUGCGCGACCAGGCCGUGGCGAGCGGGGACGCCGCCGACCCAUGGCUCGCGGAGUCGGCGGAUUUCGGCCGGGUGUUCGUCUCCGGCGACUCGGCCGGCGCGGGCAUCGUCCACCACGUCGCCCUCCGCCUCGGGUCGGGCCAGAUCGCCGUCGACCCGGCGCGCGUCGCGGGGUGCGCGCUGCUGUUCCCGUACUUCGGCGGCGAGGAGAGGACGAGGUCGGAGGCGGAGUACCCGCCGGGGCCGUUCCUGACGCUGCCCUUCUCCGACCAGGGGUGGCGCCUCGCGCUGCCGCGGGGCGCCACGAGGGACCACCCGCUGGCCAACCCGUUCGGGCCGGAGAGCCCGGCGAUGGACGCCGUCGCGCUGCCGCCGCUGCUCGUGGUGGUCGCCCAGCUCGACCUGCUGCGCGACCGCGACGUGGACUACGCCGCGAGGCUGAGGGCGAUGGGGAAGCAGGUGGAGAUGGUGGAGUUCGAGGGGCAGCACCACGGGUUCUUCGCCGUCGAGCCGUUAGGCGACGCCGGGAGCGAGCUGGUCCGGGUCGUGAGGCGCUUCGUCUACGGCAACGGCGGUGACGCCGCCGCCGCCGCCGCCGCCGCGUCCAAGUAAAUCCAGCCGACCAGACACCGAUCGCUUUCUGUGGCAUUGCGUCAGCUGCCACGUGACAGCAUGAGACACGCCCCAGUUCCCACCAUGUGAUACACGCCCACGGCCCACCUUGGAAGCCUAUUGGACAUUGGAUUUUAACUAGGCCCACUCAUAUACGACUUGUACCAAACCAAUCUUCUCAAAAAGAAAAGGAAUAAGUUCACUCUUGGUCCCUCUAUUUGUCA